Molecule: messenger RNA, 5053 nt
Organism: Ostrea edulis (European flat oyster)
Lineage: Eukaryota; Metazoa; Mollusca; Bivalvia; Ostreida; Ostreidae
Product: nonsense-mediated mRNA decay factor SMG7-like
Exons: 25
Coding region: 95-3556 (1153 amino acids)
Biological process (GO): nuclear-transcribed mRNA catabolic process, nonsense-mediated decay
Cellular component (GO): telomerase holoenzyme complex
Molecular function (GO): telomeric repeat DNA binding; telomerase RNA binding; protein binding
Source: RefSeq, a predicted model, not a curated record
AAAAAAACAUGUUCCGGUAAGAGACGAAGAAAUGGCGAGAUAGGUCCUGGGCGAAGAUUUCGCCAAAUCUAAACAUUGUUAUGGUUAUCAAACGAUGAGUUCAGCAGCUCAAGUAUUGAGACAAGCAGAUGCACUGAAAGCAAGUAUAUCAGAUUCCUCAAAAGGUGUGUCCGAGACAUGGGUUGUAAGACAAAGGUUGGAGGAUCUGUACAAAAAACUACUUCUCAUGGAUUUGGAGUAUGCUCUGGAUAAAAAAGUCGAGCAGGAUUUAUGGAACCAUGCAUUCAAAAAUCACAUCAACAUCUUACAGACUCAGACAAAGGACCGACAGAAUGUAAAAAGAGGUGAAACUCACGCCACUCUCAACCUCUUCCUUGAAACAGCCAGUGGAUUUUACUUGCAGUUAAUACAACUGAUUUGUACUACUUUUAAGUUGGAUUUGCCAUUUAGAAGAAAAUCAUCAUGUUUUGGGAUAAUGAAAGAAAAAACUACUCUGAGGGUGAAUAUUGUAACUCCGAAGAAGAGCUCUUGUUUGUACGUCUGCCAAUACUGUUUAGUUCAUCUUGGGGAUAUAGCACGCUACAGACAACAAAUAGAACAAGCCCAGACUUUCUACUGGCAUGCUGCUAAUCUUGUGCCAUUCAAUGGUCAACCAUACAAUCAGCUAGCUAUUGUAGAGGCUGCUCGAGGAAACAAACUGACAACGGUGUUCUACUACAUCCGCAGUUUGGCUGUUCGGCACCCGUUUCCUGCUGCAGCCACCAACCUGGAAAAACUGUAUGCAAAACUUACCAAAGACAUUCCAGAAUUGAAAGGAAAGCUGUCUGUGAGUGAAAUGAUCACAUCGUUUCUUCAACUGCAUGCAUGUAUCCAUCUGUGCACUGAACUUGACAGAGCAGCAGCAUUGAGUUGUAAGCUACUGGCAGCCUUACCAGCUCAUGUAACAUCCCAAAGUUUCCCGUCUCAUAUCCUGGUACAAAUUGUGGCCAUAAAUAUAUUUUCCAUGCACCAUGCCCAGCGUGUGACCCAGUAUCAGGACAAUGAGGAAACUUCUGACACCUUCAAUGAAGAUCUUGGCAGCGAUGAACUCCGAUCUUUUUCCCUCAUGUUCAGCUUCACAAUUGGCAUUUUGGACUUGCUGUUACAAAACACUCCUAAACAGGAGCAGAAACUCAAGGAGUUUUUCACUUUGCCAGCAGUAAAGCUCUUGUUGGAUUGGUUCAAAUUAAAUCCUGUACACCUGCAAAAUUCCAUCCUAAAGUCUUCAAGUGUUAUGACAAAUUUGAGUAAGGUAUUGAACAACAUCAAGCUACCCGAUAGUGAAGGAAGUCCAAAUAUUUCCAAAUAUGAAGACCUGCCAUUGCCAGAGGAUACAGAAUUGAGGUGUUUCCAGUAUCUGGAGAAAGCACACAGUUCCUACAGCUACAGUAGAUUGCCUACAGAGGGUCUGCCAUCUGAAGUAGAGUCACUGCUUCGAUGUUCGAGAAUUUAUUCCCAUGGCAAGUGGUUAGCAGCGGAGACAGACAGUUUGAAUGCUCAACCAGGCAAGUCUGGAAGACUACAGUUUACUGCUCCACCAAUUCAGAAAGUAGCAACAGACAGUCAAGUGCCAUUUGUAGAAAAGAAACCUUUGCGUCAAAAUAUUGCCAUUCAGGCAAUAAUUCAAAAGAAGGGCCAACAGCAAGUUGUUCCAACUAAAAUACAAGAAAGAGUUAAACCACAUGUUGUAAGUUCAGAACCCGCAAAAACAACUCUUGCAACUGCACCUGUAGGCCCCAACUCUCCAAAAUAUCUUCUAGGAGUACCAACAACAGAACCAUUGUUCAUGAAAGGUACAAGCAGUAGUGUUACAGGAAGCUCCAGACCAGGAGUUCAGAGUUCUUCAAGAUUAUCCAUCACACAACAGCCACCUAGACUGCAGAAACAGUUAAUGGCACAACAACAGGGGUCAUCCCAGCCAACCUUAUGGCAGGAAAAUUCCACACCACCACAGAUACUGAGUAAACCAGUGUCAGCUACUCAACAACAACAGCAAAAGUUACUUUGGCCAUAUUCUCUUCAACAACAGCAAGAGCAAAGUCCAUUAAAUUCAGAUGGCAACACUUCCACACAACCAACCCAGGAUGAUGGUAGUCCUGGUAAAGUAGGGCCACAACCAUCUCAGCAGACUACAGAAGGUCAAAGGUCACAGCUCCUUGAAAAGCAGACACAGAAUCCUUAUAAUAUGAACAUAACAUCAGAUUUCAGGAUGGCUUCUAGGUUUCCUGUUACAUCUACACCACCUUCAAUGACAUCUCAGAAUUCAUCAAUGAAUGCUAGGAAUCUUGUUCCCAACCAAAACACUACACUACCAGGAAAUGCUUCGGCCAAUGCAAUGUUUAGGUUCCCUCCCCCUCCUUUGCCACCAAAUAGCAAGCAGUUCUCCUCAGUGCCAUUUGAUGUCCCCCCUCCCCCUCUGCCACAGACUAUGAACAUGGCAAACUCAGAAACUGAAGGAAGACCUGGUUUCUCUCUUCAACUCUCUGGUCGCCAGCAGCCAGAAAAGAAUCAGCAGAAUCCUCUAACAGAAAAUGCCUUUCAGCAGAAUCCCUCACUUGUGAAUCCUCAAAGAGCUCCCCAAGUGGCCAAUUACCCCAAAAACCCAAAUCAGCAACACCCACAGAAUAGUCCACUAUCGGGAAAUAUUGGAAGUCAAAUGCAAGGAGGUAUCAGAAAUAUGUACCAUAAUCCUCCACCAACAAGCUUUCAGCAAAUGGCUCCAGGGAAUGAGAGACCACACUUUGGGGGUCCUACAAAUUUUGGAGGUCCAAAACCUCAGGCUGUGCCAUCCCAAUUACAGAACACUGCUUCCCAGUUUCACCUGUUGAACCAAUUACUAGGUAUGAAUGCUGGUAUGGGAAUGAUGAAUGUGAGACCUAUGAACAUGCAGGGCUCAAUGGAACAGCCAGGAAAAAAGGAGGAUUUUCCCUUCGUUCCUCCAGAAUUGCUGGGAGCACUUUCACAGCUGGCUAUUCAGCCACCUAACAUGAGUAAAGAAAGCUUGAUGAUGCAAAACAGGAUGGGGGCUGCAUUUCAAGGCCAUGCUGAGGGAACACCGAAGCCUGAUUCUGGAAACUUCCCAAACAGAAGUCCAAAGCCUGGGCCAGAAUUGGAGCCUCGUGCUACAAGAACAGUACCACAGCCCACCCAGCAAGGAACAUAUUCACUGUUCAGUAGUUCCCCUUGGUCUGUGCCACUGUCAACUGCUGAUAACAAAAGUAUGGGGUCAUCUCCUUUCUCUGAAGAGUCCAACAGCAUAAGAAAUUCCCCAAAGGCAGAAGCAGUGGACCCAAAGCUGCCACAAGAAAUUGAUAUGGGUCUGAGAUUUGGUCCCAAUGAGGAAGUGUGGCAUGACAAAACACAGAGAAUAGGUCCCCCGGCAGAACCUACAGCUGCCUCAGGACCAGGACCAUAUUUUCCUGGGCCAUUACAGUCUAUUUGGUCUUCUCCUGGUCCUUCUCCAUUGGAAAAACUUCUAGAAAUGCAGAAGCAACAGAGGACCACCGAUCCUCACUGAUGUGUACCACCAGCAACCAACUGGUCACCAAGGAGACACUUCAUACACACACCAUCUAGAAUAACCCAGCUAGACUUAUGCAAGCAGGAGUGAUAACUGCCUCUGUUGUCAGUAAUUGCAUAAUCUUUUAUUCUAUUGGUUCUGUGAGGGAAAUGCUGCUUAUGUACACAAUCAGUGGGUGAAGUUCACAGUAAACACCAUACAGGUGCACUGACAGUAUAUUUGAACAGUAUUGUUACAGCUUAAUGGCAUCAAAAGCAUGGCUAUUUCUGCAUUUCUUACAACUAGAAUUCACUAGUGGAUUUUUUAAACCAUUUUGUUGUGUAGGGGAUCAUGUGCCACCAGUGUGAGAUGCAUUGAAUUUGAUAGUGUAGUUGGUAGUGGACGUCCAUAUCAAACAACAGUGCAGAUAAUGUUGUACAUUUCAGAACUUUGUCGGAUUAUGAAAGCAUGCCUAUUUGUAAAACAUGAUGUGGAUCAUUAUUACAGCACAUUUUGUUUUAUGUUUGUUAGUGACUUUCAAUAUUUAUAAUUGUAGCAUGCAAAAUUGUGUGUUCUUUCCAAGUUGAUAUGGUAAUGGGAGCUUGAUUACUUCUUGUAAAAAAAAUUUGGUUGGCAUAAUGGCAAAGAUUUGUAUAUAAAUAGUGAAAAUGUUUUGUAAUUGAAAAAGGAAAACAGAAGGGGAAAGUGAGAGGAAUAUGUCUUUUUCUAUUAGAUAUACAAACAUGUACAUAGUAAUGCAAAAGGUAUUCAGUCAAUUUUGUUUUUCCCUAUACAUUUCACACAAACUUGACCUAUUUUCAAUGAUUGAAUGUAUAUUUCUUUAACUAUUUUGAUAAAAUUUAAAAUUCUCCACAAAUUCUUAUUAUGUAACAAAUUGCAUUCCGAUAUAUUCAUUUAAUACAAAUUCAAAAUAAGGUUUUAUUACAUCCUUUUAACCCGAAUAUCUGGCGCUGUAAAUUGCAGGUUUUUAAUGGAUCUGGUAUAUCCCGAUUUUGCCCGAGAUCUAUAGUUCUGUAACUGAUAGUUAAUAUGACAAAGCAAAAGUUUUCAUGACUAUCUACUUGAAUUAUGUGGCAAUGGUAAUAUGGCAGUGAAAUUUUAUAGCGUCUGAAAUUCUACCAGUUAUGAAAUACAAAUCAAAUGAUGUAUUAACAUAAUAUAAAACUAUGGGAAAUUUUACAUUUUGUGGUGAAAUAUAACAAGGAAAGGUGAUGAAACUAGAGAGAUUUAUAAAAAUAUUGUUUUGUAUGAAAUAUAUAAGAAAAAACAAAGUUGACUGAAAGCUUUUUGCAUGUCUUUGUAUAUACAUGUAUAUUGUUAACAAAGGUCACUAACUGACUGGAAUAUAAGUAAUUAUUAUGAUUUAAAAGAGUUGUCAAAUAUGCAGAAGAUGUUAUUUUUAUUGAAAUUGAAUGAUGAACAUAUGUUGCAUUACUAUGAAUCAAUUUGCAUUUCUUAACUGUUAUUUUAAAAAUAAAGGCACUGUGAUAUAAA